This is a messenger RNA of Pieris napi, 2555 nucleotides long. Its product is annotated as carotenoid isomerooxygenase-like. Gene Ontology annotation, biological process: retinal metabolic process; carotene catabolic process. Gene Ontology annotation, molecular function: carotenoid dioxygenase activity; beta-carotene 15,15'-dioxygenase activity. The record is from RefSeq and is a predicted model, not a curated record. The transcript has 14 exons. Lineage: Eukaryota; Metazoa; Arthropoda; Insecta; Lepidoptera; Pieridae. The coding region runs from base 288 to 1811 and encodes 507 amino acids.
UGCAGGUACCUUCUACAUAAACAAAAACAAACAAAAACUUCGUCGAGGACACGCUAGUGUUUUCAUACAUUUUACGUUUUGGCGUUGGUAUUGUGCGAUGGAUCUCACAGAACAUCGUGAACUUCGACAAAGGCCGUCCGCCCUAGCACAUUCUUAAAUAAUUAAACGGAUAUAAUUUAUAAAUCUGAAAAUUUUCUUAGUGAAUUCGUGUAUCAGAAUAUCGUUUAUUUAAGUUGUUUUAAUGGUGUGAUUGUAUUUUUGUGAAUAUUUACUUAUUUUUAUUUAAGAUGGAAAAAGAGGUGAACCUCUACCCGAAUUGCGAGUCUACGGUGUGGUUAAGAUCUUGCGAAGAGGAGAUCAUCCAACCUAUUAAAGGAACCAUUGCGGGAGAGAUCCCUCACUGGCUACGUGGAACCUUGAUUCGUAAUGGACCGGGCUCAUUAAAAGUAGGUUCCAUGAGAUACAAACAUCUUUUUGACAGCGCAGCUCUUUUACAUAGAUUUGCAAUCCAAGAUGGCGAAGUGACGUACCAAUGCCGUUUCCUGCAAUCAAGCACGUAUAAGAGAAACCAAACCGCUCAGAGGAUUGUCGUCACGGAGUUCGGCACGGCAGCCACACCCGAUCCAUGCCAUUCAAUAUUUGACAGAUUCGCUUCAAUAUUCAAACCAGGCGAGUCAUUAACGGACAAUGCAAUGAUAUCUGUGUAUCCAUUCGGAGACGAAAUCUACGCUUUUACUGAGGGUCCUGUCAUACAUAGAAUCGAUCCCACUACACUUGACACGCUUAACCGAAGGAAUCUCACAGAAUGCAUCGCCAUAUUGAACCACACAUCACAUCCUCAUGUCAUGCAAAACGGUGACGUGUAUAACGUCGGUAUGUCUGUAAUGGCGGGAAGAAUUAAACACGUCGUUGUCAAAUUUCCUUAUCUUGAUAAAGGAGAUAUGUUUGCAAAUGCGGAAGUGGUCGGAAGUAUAAAACCUCGAUGGUCGUUCCAUCCAGCAUAUAUGCACACUUUUGGUAUAACAGAAAACUACUAUAUAAUAGUGGAGCAACCACUCACUAUAUCUUUGAUGCUAAUGGCCCGGAAUCAGUUGAUCAAUCAACCACUCGUUAGCAGUCUUAAGUGGUUCCAAGACUACGAGACCCACAUAAUAUUAAUAAACCGUAUAUCGGGAUUCGAAGAAAAACGUUAUACAACUGAAACAUUAUUUUUUCUUCAUAUAAUUAAUUGCUACGAAUGUGACCAGAAGGUUGUGGUGGACUUGUGUGCUUAUAACGAUGCUAAAAUAAUAGAUGCUAUGUAUGUACAUGCUAUAGAGACCAUGCAAACCAAUCCUGAUUAUGCACAGUACUUUCGAGGCAGACCGAAGCGGUUAGAAAUUGACUUAAGACAACCCAAUUUAACAAAAAUUAAAUCACGUAUACUAGCUGAUAUUGGUUGUGAAACACCAAGACUGCAUUAUGAAAAAUUUAAUGGCCGGCCGUACCGAUACUUCUACGCAAUUGGUUCUGAAGUUGAUGUGGAGCACACAGGAUCAUUGAUAAAAGUGGAUACGAAAACUGGUGAGAUUCUUAUGUGGUGGGAAGAAAACAGCUACCCCAGUGAACCCAUAUUCGUACCAAAACCUGACGCUAAGGACGAGGACGAUGGUGUCAUUAUCAGUGCUGUUGUCUGUGGUAACGACGAGCGCCGUGUGUCGCUGUUAAUAUUGAACGCUAAAGACCUCAAAGAGCUAGCAAGGACCACUUUCAAAACACCAUCGCCGGCGCCUAAAUGCCUACACGGGUGGUUUAUACCCACAAAAGAAUGAAUAAAUACCAAACGGUUUAUUUUAUUUUUUAAACCAGUUGUAUUAUCAUAAUAAAAUUAAAUCGCUUAAUACUUCAAUAACAAAAUACCAUAAAUGGUGAAUCAGUUGUUAAAUUUAAUAUUAUUUUAAGUCAUUGACUUCAUUGUUAACAUUUAAAAAUUAAUAUUUAAAUUAUUAUACAUACAUUGUUAUUGCAAGUAUCAUUUUUUAUAUGCCUAUAAUCAAUUGUUUUUUUUAUGUAUAAACCUAAUUAACGAUCGAAUGAAUUUACUUAAGUUUACGCGUACCGGUACAAGAUGGAAUAAUUUGAUUGAAUUGAUCAAAUAGUGGCGACGGAAUGUAACAGGCUUACACAAUCUAAUUGUUAAUAUACUUAAGAAUCUUUGGAUAUUAGAUAACUUAUUUCAAUAUUCCUAUAGAUGUAGGGGGUUAUAAAUUUUGUCUGUUUUUGUAUAUAUAUAUAUUCUUAAAUUUAGAUGCAGUAAGUCUUGUUUCCGUCUUUUGUACAAGAUAUCAGCGUCCUAAAGAAGAUGUUAUAUAUCAUUAUUAUGUAAGUAUUCAACCGACAGAUAAAUGGAGAAGGUGGUUUAAAUUGCAUGUGUUUUGAUGUUUACUUCCAAUUAAAAUAGGUACGAAUGUCUUCAUAGAAAAAAAUAUAUGAUUGAAUAGGUGAAACGAAUAUUCUUUAGAAUUGUAUGGUAACAUCCAGCGCUUUUUCUACGAAGAUAAAGCUCUUUUAUGUUU